CAGAGUUAUGGCGUGUUCCUGUCCUACUAUAUGGACAACAAUGUAUACCCCGGGACUAGCUCGCUGGCAUACGCCUUCAUCGGCGGGAUAGCCAUCGGCUGCGCUUACCUCAUGGCCCCGGUUACCGUGUAUCUGAUCCGAACAUACGGCACGCACGUCACCCUGAUCGGAGGGAUUCUCAUCCAGACAGCCGGCCUGAUCCUGGCCUCCUUCACGACUCACGUGUACCAACUGUUCCUCACCGAGGGUGUCUGCUUCGGUGUCGGCAUGGGGAUCAUCUACAUGACGUAUCUCGGCAUUCCCGCCCAAUGGUUCGACAAGAAACGCAGCAUUGCCAACGCCAUCCCCGCCGCCGGUGCAGGCAUUGGCGGUGUGAUCUAUUCCCUCGCCAUUGAAGCGAUGAUCGAGAACCUCGGACUACCCUGGACCUUCCGGACCCUGGCAUUUGUCUCGCUCGUGGCCAACCUGGUCAGCGCUGCCUUUCUCCGGGACCGCAACAAAGCCACCGCCAGCCGCCACAUGUCCUUCAACUUUCCCCUGCUGCGCAAAGUUGAGUUCUUGCUCCUGCUUGGGUGGGCCAUUUUCGGCACGUUCGGCUUCGUCACGAUCAACUUCAGUCUGCCCAACUUUGCCAUUUCGAUCGGACUAACCGCCCAUCAAAGCAGUGUAGUCGGUGCGCUGCACAACCUAGGCCAGGGAAUGGGACGACCAUUGAUCGGGCUCUUCAGCGACCGCCUAGGCCGGUUGAAUGUCGCAACGGUGUUGUCGUUUGUGUGUGCGGUGUUCUGCUUCGCGCUUUGGAUCCCCGCGCGCAGCAUGGCGGUGGUGAGCGUGUUCGCGGUGUUGGGGGGCAUGGUGUCGGGGACGUUCUUUGCGACGGUAGCCCCUGUGUUCGUGGAAAUCAUCGGGCUGCAUGAUCUCCCAGGGGCGCUGAGCAUCCUUUGGCUGGUGCUGGUGGGGCCGGGAGCAGCCGGCGAGGCGGUUGCACAGGCACUGCGACGGCCGGCCCUGGGGGCGGAGGCCUAUCAGCAGGUGCAGAUCUUCUCGGGGAUGGUGUUUGUUGCUGGGGGAUUGUGUCUGUGGGUGGUGCGGGGGUGGAAGGUGCGGCAGAGUCGCGGGUGCGGGGAGGCGCAAGGGAUGUGUAAAGAGGGGAUGGUGGUGAGGGAAACGGAGAGGGAGGAGAAGUCGGUCUGGAAUCCGAUGGAGAUGGCUCGAGAGAUGGUGCGGUGUUGUCGAGUAUGAUGGUGGGAUGAGGUUGGGAAGUGGUUGAGGGUCAGUAGAUAGAUUGCAUACAGUACUGAAUACCAUACCAUACAUGCC
Molecule: messenger RNA, 1320 nt
Organism: Aspergillus ibericus CBS 121593
Lineage: Eukaryota; Fungi; Ascomycota; Eurotiomycetes; Eurotiales; Aspergillaceae
Product: MFS transporter
Exons: 1
Coding region: 31-1242 (403 amino acids)
Biological process (GO): transmembrane transport
Molecular function (GO): transmembrane transporter activity
Source: RefSeq, a predicted model, not a curated record